Messenger RNA from Eleginops maclovinus (Patagonian blennie), 1076 nucleotides. It is a transcript of the gene tmem254, whose product is annotated as transmembrane protein 254. The record is from RefSeq and is a predicted model, not a curated record. The transcript has 4 exons. Bases 87 to 458 code for a protein of 123 amino acids. NCBI's taxonomy places the organism in Eukaryota, Metazoa, Chordata, Actinopteri, Perciformes, Eleginopidae.
AGCCCAGCCUCCCGUCAGUUCACUUCUCAUCGUAGCUGUUACUACACGGCCGUAUUUGACAGCGGGACCAGCGAAGACCAGCAGCUAUGGCGAAAAGUGAUGGAUGCGAUUACUUUAAAAGAACCAGCCUGUUUUGGCUCGUCUCAGUGACACUCGGCAUGGGAUAUUUCACUUGCAUUGUGUUUGCACCAGAAAAAAUCCCAUUCGGGUACCUUGGUGUGUUUGGCAGCUUCUGCACUCAUCUUGUGGAUAACUAUGCUGGCAUUAUGUAUAAAGGGUGGUGGGCUGCCUGGGCAAUCCAUUUGUAUGAGGCCUAUAUUGCAAUGAGGAUGUGCCGAGAGAAAGGCAUCACAAACCAGACCACUCGCCUCCAGUGGUUCAUCCAGACCUUCCUGUUUGGCUUCGCCUCCCUCGGCCUACUGCUCAAGUAUAACCCUGAACGCCCCAAACAGAACUGACUCCGGCAAGAUGAUGCCAGCUGAACAACACUGCAUAGGCUAAAUCCAGAAAAUCAAUCGCUUCCUUUGAGCCUCUUCUUCUUCUUCCUCUUCUGUUUUUCUCUUUGAUAUGAAAUCCAGCUGCGGGGCAAGUUGAGAAAGACAGGCUUUUCUAUCUCUUUUUACUUAAAAGUAUUGAAAUGAAGACAUAGCUUUGAUAGAGACACUACCAUUAUCCGUCUUCGUUCAUGUAACUUCAUGUGUUCCUAUGAUCGACACAAUUUAAUUCCAUGGAUUUUCUAAUAAUAAACCAGGGACGUUUUUUCUGGAUAAUAAUAUUUACAUUAUAGCAUCAGAGUUCUCUUGAAGAUUUCUUCCUGGCUGAAAAUGUUCGUUAAUUACAACGGUAAUCUCUAAUGAAAGUAUUUCGUUAUUCAAUGGUACUUGGGAUAUUUUCUCAGCUGCUGUAAUGAAGAUGUUACACCAUCUUCUCAUUCUCCAGGAUAAAAAUAAAGAGAGUUGCUGUUUGAAUUAGCUUUUGAUAUAACAAAGUGCUUUGUGUUAAACUUUUAAACUGAAGACUGGAAUUUCUUAAUGUUAACAUUGAAUAAUAAAGCGUUACUUACCAACUGCUGAUAA